Molecule: messenger RNA, 1125 nt
Organism: Cetraspora pellucida
Lineage: Eukaryota; Fungi; Glomeromycota; Glomeromycetes; Diversisporales; Gigasporaceae
Source: the annotation of a GenBank genome assembly
AUGGCAAUUAAAAAGCAAAUAUCAAAUUUGUUCAAAAAAUGCGGUCUUAAAAAUUUCAAACUUAAAGCUUUUUGCUCUUCAUGUAAACUUAGCAAAAGUCAAUCUAGCAAAAGUCAACCCAACAAAAAUCAAUCUAGCAAAAGUCAACCUAACAAAAGUCAAUCUAGCAAAUGUCAACCUAGCAAAGGUCAAAAUUGCGAAAAUCAAAGUAGUAUAGAUCAAAAACUUGAAAUCAAUGCGCAAGAAAAUAAUAGAAAUAGUAAAAGGCGCUCUGAUGAAAAGCCGGAACCUUUUUUCGAUACAUCAUUAAAUAAUGAUUCACAACAUCGAAAUCUUCUGAAUCAACAGAAUAUAAAUCAUAACAGUGAAAAAGUAUCUCUUGAAAAAUACGUAGAGAAAGAAACUCUAGAAGAAGAGGAUAUGUUAGGUUCAGUUCCAAUAAAACUAACCGUCGGUGAGAUGCAAUUCACAACAAGACAACAGACCCUCUGCGUAUAUCCAUCUUAUCUAUCUGAACUCUUUUUCAUUUUUCGUUCUCCAAAUACUCAUUCUAAUUCAAGUCAUAAAAAUGUACAUCCUCAAUUACCUUGGCCCGAUAAAUUAUUUAUUGAUCGUGACGGUUCCCUAUUCGUUUACGUCUUAGAAUUCUUAAGAACUUCUACUUUACCAAAAUUACCUCUUUCUACCUUACAAAAAUUAGAACGUGAAGCAAAAUUUUAUGCAAUUAAACCUUUACAAGCUUUAAUUUCUAAACGACUUGAUUUAUAUUUCUCUUUUCCUGAAUUUAAAGUCAUUCCUGUACAAAAUAUUUCUUCCCAUGAAUUUCCUCAAUUUUCUCGCUCUUCCGACCUUCAUGAUUCCAUUUUCAACAAUUAUGAUGCUGAAUACUGUCCUCGUGAUACCUCUUAUGAUGGUUCUGAAGAAACCAUAACUGAUUUAUAUGCUCCUGAUUACGAUUUAAUAACCGUAACUACUAUCCCUAUAUUCUUUAAAAAAUGUCCGUUUGGUCAUGGUGAAGAAAAUCGGGUAAAUGAUUUCUAUUGUGAUACUUUAUGUAAUGAGGAUCAUGUUGUUUUAGUUAAAGAAAUCGUUACUUGUAUGAUAUUUAAAAGAAAGGAUACAUAA